Protopolystoma xenopodis is the source of this 414-nucleotide messenger RNA. Lineage: Eukaryota; Metazoa; Platyhelminthes; Monogenea; Polystomatidea; Polystomatidae. The record is from the annotation of a GenBank genome assembly.
AUGCGCGCAGAUACGUACAGAAAUGCUGGGCAACACAUGAGUGGGCCGACUCUCCUCAGAGUUGUCCUGCCGACGAGGGAGGAGAAGAGCGAGGGGGGCAGACAACUUUGUGUCACCGCCGCCGACGCCGACGCCGCCUCGAAGACACUAGAAGAUGGCAACAGGAGACUUCUAGAACUGGACGUCAGGACAGGAUCUCUUACAAAGCAGAUUAUGUUCACCUCUCCUAACUCGACAUUUAUACUUCCUGCUCCUUUCUUCCCUACCGCUUUGUCUCUUAUUUCCUCUCACAUACAGUCUUCGUCCUUGGAUGAGCCUGAACUUCUUUCUCUCUUACGUGGUGUCCUCUGUCUGCCAGACCAGGUUUCCUGUGCUCUUAUUCUUCAAAGAAAAAUUAUUGUGAUAACUCAAUAA